Messenger RNA from Pongo pygmaeus (Bornean orangutan), 4341 nucleotides. RefSeq names its product staphylococcal nuclease and tudor domain containing 1 (gene SND1). Gene Ontology annotation, cellular component: cytosol; nucleus; RNAi effector complex. Gene Ontology annotation, biological process: regulatory ncRNA-mediated gene silencing; mRNA catabolic process. The transcript has 22 exons. Gene Ontology annotation, molecular function: nuclease activity; RNA binding. The coding region runs from base 241 to 3048 and encodes 935 amino acids. The record is from RefSeq and is a predicted model, not a curated record. Lineage: Eukaryota; Metazoa; Chordata; Mammalia; Primates; Hominidae.
GGUGGCGCUCUGGCACGCUUGCGCGGCGAGUAGAACGUGUGGCGGCGGCGGAGAUCGCGUCUUUUUCGCUCCGUGUCCCGCUGCUGCUCCUGUGAGCGCCCGGCGAGUCCGUCCUGUCCACCGUCCGCAGCUGGUAGCCAGCCUGCCCCUCGCCUCGACUCCCUUUCACCAACACCGACACCCACAUUGACACCUCCAGUCCGGCCAGCCGCUCCACUCGUUGCCUUUGCAUCUCCACACAUGGCGUCCUCCGCGCAGAGCGGCGGCUCCUCCGGGGGACCCGCGGUCCCCACCGUGCAGCGGGGCAUCGUCAAGAUGGUCCUCUCAGGGUGCGCCAUCAUUGUCCGAGGUCAGCCUCGUGGUGGGCCUCCUCCUGAGCGGCAGAUCAACCUCAGCAACAUCCGUGCUGGAAAUCUUGCUCGCCGGGCAGCUGCCACACAACCUGAUGCAAAGGAUACCCCUGAUGAGCCCUGGGCAUUUCCAGCUCGAGAGUUCCUUCGAAAGAAGCUGAUUGGGAAGGAAGUCUGUUUCACGAUAGAAAACAAGACUCCCCAGGGGCGAGAGUAUGGCAUGAUCUACCUUGGAAAAGAUACCAAUGGGGAAAACAUUGCAGAAUCACUGGUUGCAGAGGGCUUAGCCACCCGGAGAGAAGGCAUGAGAGCUAAUAAUCCUGAGCAGAACCGGCUUUCAGAAUGUGAAGAACAAGCAAAGGCAGCCAAGAAAGGGAUGUGGAGUGAGGGGAACGGUUCACAUACUAUCCGGGAUCUCAAGUAUACCAUUGAAAACCCAAGGCACUUUGUGGACUCACACCACCAGAAGCCUGUUAAUGCUAUCAUCGAGCAUGUGCGGGACGGCAGUGUGGUCAGGGCCCUGCUCCUCCCAGAUUACUACCUGGUUACGGUCAUGCUGUCAGGCAUCAAGUGCCCAACUUUUCGACGGGAAGCAGAUGGCAGUGAAACUCCAGAGCCUUUUGCUGCAGAAGCCAAAUUUUUCACCGAGUCGCGACUGCUUCAGAGAGAUGUUCAGAUCAUUCUGGAGAGCUGCCACAACCAGAACAUUCUGGGUACCAUCCUUCAUCCAAACGGCAACAUCACAGAGCUCCUCCUGAAGGAAGGUUUCGCACGCUGUGUGGACUGGUCGAUUGCAGUUUACACCCGGGGCGCAGAAAAGCUGAGGGCGGCAGAGAGGUUUGCCAAAGAGCGCAGGCUGAGAAUAUGGAGAGACUAUGUGGCUCCCACUGCUAAUUUGGACCAAAAGGACAAGCAGUUUGUUGCCAAGGUGAUGCAGGUUCUGAAUGCUGAUGCCAUUGUUGUGAAGCUGAACUCAGGCGAUUACAAGACGAUUCACCUGUCCAGCAUCCGCCCACCAAGGCUGGAGGGGGAGAACACCCAGGAUAAGAACAAGAAACUGCGUCCGCUGUAUGACAUUCCUUACAUGUUUGAGGCCCGGGAAUUUCUUCGAAAAAAGCUUAUUGGGAAGAAGGUCAAUGUGACAGUGGACUACAUUAGACCAGCCAGCCCAGCCACAGAGACAGUGCCUGCCUUUUCAGAGCGUACCUGUGCCACUGUCACCAUUGGAGGAAUAAACAUUGCUGAGGCUCUUGUCAGCAAAGGUCUAGCCACAGUGAUCAGAUACCGGCAGGAUGAUGACCAGAGAUCAUCACACUACGAUGAACUGCUUGCUGCAGAGGCCAGAGCUAUUAAGAAUGGCAAAGGAUUGCAUAGCAAGAAGGAAGUGCCUAUCCACCGUGUUGCAGAUAUAUCUGGGGAUACCCAAAAAGCAAAGCAGUUCCUGCCUUUUCUUCAGCGGGCAGGUCGUUCUGAAGCUGUGGUGGAAUACGUCUUCAGUGGUUCUCGUCUCAAACUCUAUUUGCCAAAGGAAACUUGCCUUAUCACCUUCUUGCUUGCAGGCAUUGAAUGCCCCAGAGGAGCCCGAAACCUCCCAGGCCUGGUGCAGGAAGGAGAGCCCUUCAGCGAGGAAGCUACACUUUUCACCAAGGAACUGGUUCUGCAGCGAGAGGUGGAGGUGGAGGUGGAGAGCAUGGACAAGGCCGGCAACUUUAUCGGCUGGCUGCACAUCGAUGGCGCCAACCUGUCCGUCCUGCUGGUGGAGCACGCACUCUCCAAGGUCCACUUCACUGCCGAACGCAGCUCCUACUACAAGUCCCUGCUGUCUGCCGAGGAGGCCGCCAAGCAGAAGAAAGAGAAGGUCUGGGCCCACUAUGAGGAGCAGCCCGUGGAGGAGGUGAUGCCAGUGCUGGAGGAGAAGGAGCGAUCCGCCAGCUACAAGCCCGUGUUUGUGACCGAGAUCACUGAUGACCUGCACUUCUACGUGCAGGAUGUGGAGACCGGCACCCAGUUGGAGAAGCUGAUGGAGAACAUGCGCAAUGACAUUGCCAGUCACCCUCCUGUAGAGGGCUCCUAUGCCCCUCGCAGGGGAGAGUUCUGCAUUGCCAAAUUUGUAGAUGGAGAAUGGUACCGUGCCCGAGUAGAGAAAGUCGAGUCUCCUGCCAAAAUACAUGUCUUCUACAUUGACUACGGCAAUAGAGAGGUCCUGCCAUCCACCCGCCUGGGUACCCUACCACCUGCCUUCAGCACUCGGGUGCUGCCAGCUCAAGCCACGGAGUAUGCCUUCGCCUUCAUCCAGGUGCCCCAAGAUGAUGAUGCCCGCACGGACGCCGUGGACAGCGUAGUUCGGGAUAUCCAGAACACUCAGUGCCUGCUCAACGUGGAACACCUGAGUGCCGGCUGCCCCCAUGUCACCCUGCAGUUUGCAGAUUCCAAGGGCGAUGUGGGGCUGGGCUUGGUGAAGGAGGGGCUGGUCAUGGUGGAGGUGCGCAAGGAGAAACAGUUCCAGAAAGUGGUACGUGAUGUGGAGAGGCAGCCCCAGCAUUGCGCCACCACCCUUACAGAGAAAGGGACUGUUCCACAAGCCAGGAAGGGAGCAGGGAAUCCACCAUCCUGCUGUUCCUGCUGGGGAAAGAUAAUGGAUUUGGGUUUGUUGGCGUUUUUUUGUUUUUGUUUUAAAGCUAAUUACAUCCCAAAUUAAUUGGCUGCAGGUUUGGCUGAGAAUGCAGCUGCAAACUAGAGCGGAAAGCUUCCCUCCCCAUGUACCCCCAGGUGACAGGCGAGAAAGCUUUGCCAGGGGCGAUGUGGAGAGGGUCAAGGCCUGUCCCUCCCGCUCUCCCAGUCUCUCUCCAACAGACAACUUCCAAGUCAAUAACCAACUCCUAACACCCAGUGCCACCCCGAGCCAGAGCUGUCGAGGAGGCAGCACCAAAGGGCCCAGAAAGACUCUGCCACACAACCCUCUGGCUAUUUGGAAAGCCCCUUGGACUUGGAGUCCUGCCUCCACCAUUCUAAGAGGAGAAGCCAGCCUCCUGAGCCCCAUCUCCCUGCUUAUGAAGUGAGGGGAGCACUAGCUGCCUUGCCACUUCUCAGGGCUGAUCGUGAUAAUCAGUGCGCUCAUACCUGGGAAACAACUUGCACUGCGCAGCCUUUGGUGAUUAGCUUUGGGCUCUGGAUACAAGGCAGCCCCUUCCACCCAACACUGUACAUUUCUGAGUCCCUCUCUACCCUCUCACCAAGCAGCCACUGAGGCCCUAUUGCAGACCAGCCCUGCUUCCCAGCUGGGCUGAAUCAGCAAACCAUCCAAGAGGGCCAGACUUGGGGAAGCUCGGGCCCCCCACAGAGCUGCCGUCUCCCAGCAGAAAGUGAUGAGAGGGCAGCAGGAUGUGGCCAGCUUCUCCCUAUGUUCCCUCAGAGACAGGCGCAAGAAAGGCAAGGCAUGAAAACCAAACACUUUCCUCCUCUUCAUCUCUUUUCCAUUCGCCCACUGCUCUCCCUUCUCCCAGCCCUCCUGGCCUUUCCUCUCUCCCCACCGCACUGCAAGCCCACAUAAUGUGUUGGUGGCUGUGCAGGCUGAUGACUCACUGGAACGAGACACCCCUGUGGGCUGCCACUGUGUCUCAAGAGAAGCCCAACCCCUAAGCCCCUCUGGAUAGACCCCCACUUUCCUUAGGAGAUGGCUCCUAGGAGGUCAGCUUUAGCCUCCCUAUAGAAUUGGAGAUCUUAAUGUACCCCAUAUGAAACUGCCCAUAAUGCCCUUGCUAUCUAGAAAAUUCCUUCUGCCGCAGUCCCUGAGAUAAACACCUAACAUGUUCAUUUAUUUAUUCAUUCUAUCAGCAGACAUUUAUUGAGGGCCUACGGUAUAUCAGAGAGCAAGAGACAGCACCCCUGCCCUGAGAAGCUUACAUUCAAGCAUGAGGAGACAACAAUUACAAUGAACAUAAUAAGUAAAUUAAAUAGGAUAUUAGAAGAUGAUAACUGCAGUGAAAAAAAG